Myotis brandtii (Brandt's bat) is the source of this 825-nucleotide messenger RNA. It is a transcript of the gene LY6G6C, whose product is annotated as lymphocyte antigen 6 complex, locus G6C. The coding region runs from base 88 to 465 and encodes 125 amino acids. Lineage: Eukaryota; Metazoa; Chordata; Mammalia; Chiroptera; Vespertilionidae. The record is from RefSeq and is a predicted model, not a curated record. Gene Ontology annotation, cellular component: external side of plasma membrane; protein-containing complex. The transcript has 3 exons.
GAACAGGCCACCCAACUCCCAGAGCUGGAUCCCCCAAAAUCUGCUCUGUCAGCUGCUGCAGUUGCUACCGUUCUCAGAACCCUCACCAUGAAAGGCCUUCUGCUGCUCGCCUUGUCUUCUUUGCUGUGCUGGGUCUCAGCUGACAUUCGCUGUCACUCCUGCUACAAGGUCCCUGUUCUGGGCUGUGUGGACCGGACGUCCUGCCGCCUGGAACCAGGACAGAAAUGCCUGACAACAAAUGUGUACCUCGGCAAGAUGUGGGUUUUCUCCAACCUUCGCUGUGGCACACCUGCGGAGCCCUGUCAGGAGGCCUUGAACCAAACCAACCGCAAGCUGGGCCUGACCUAUAACACCACUUGCUGCGAGAAGGACAACUGCAACAGCCCGGCCCCUCGGCCCGCCCCAGCCCUGGGCCUGGUCCUCCUCACCUCCUUGGCUGGCGUUGGCCUCUGGCUGCUGCACUGACACUCACUCCUCCCCCUGCCUCAGCCUGAGCCUCUCUCCCUGUGUCUCCGGAUCCCCUGGCUUCCCACAGUGGUCUCCCCCUAGUUCCCUUUGCUCGGAAAAACAUUUCUCUAGACCUUCACAUUUCUUUGAUUAGACAGUGGUCACCCUAUCCGUCAUUCUACCCACACCCUCCUCUCGGCUCUGCUGAGUCCCUUCCCGUUUCCCUCCAGAUCUCCCACGGCCCCAGAAGGGCUCCCCUUUGGGCCCUGCUUAGGGAGGACUUGGGGUCCGGGCCUGUCCCCCGUGGUGGCUCGAAAGAAGACCUGAGGACCUUGCCCUGCUCACCUCUUUCCAUUUUGAGUAAUAAAUGCCUGUGUC